UAAAUCAAAAGCAGGAACUUUGUGGAAAAUAAUUAAAAAAUCGUUUUACAUCUAUUACCAUUCUAAAGAGCAUCGAAUAAGAGUUGGAAUUUGUGUGUGUGUCUGUAUGCUAUUAUCUGCUUCUCCUGAUGUUGGCUGUUAUAAAAAAAUUGCAAGCCAUUUUUAACUGUGGAUCUUUUGUUUUUAUAGGUACUGAUCAAAGUAAUACACUUAAACUGCAAGCUUUAAUAAUAUUAGGCAUAAAAAUAUUGUCUACGUAGAUUGUUUCAAUGGCCUAUUGGCAUCGUUAUUACUGCCAAGUAGGUGAAUUGACUCUGUGGCCGAACCCUUUAAGUCCAGCAUUUAAUCAUCUUGUUAUUUCUAAGGAAGAAAAACAACUUGAUUGUGUUACAGUCCUGUGCUCAGAGCGCAAAUUAAGAGAUAAAAACAUCCCUUCAAAUCCUCUGGAUUAUUUCGAAGUUGAGAGUGACGAAGAAUAUUGUAUAAUUAACAAGUCAUUCAGCUCAAACGAGGCCAUCGAUUAUCCUUGCCGCUGUUCCAAAAACCAACCAUCUUAUUUAAACAAUACAACUCAACCUAAGAAGUCUCCGACUGGAAUGAGCAUUAAAAGUAAAUCGGUGCAAAAAGCAUUAAGCAUUCGUGCAGAACUUGACGAGAGCGCACUAGAGGAACUUGAAGUGAUGGAGAAAAUGGGAUUGCCGUCGUAUUUUCUGAACUCUCCAUGGGAUGCUGAAAAUGAGGAAUCUGUUGUUGUAAAUACAGAGAGUAACAAGAAAGAAAAACGGAAGCGAAAAAACAGAAAUAAUAAGAAGGCUAAAGAUUUUACACAUUCCAACGUCUCGUUAGGCACUGAAAUUGACUCUGCUGAUAAGAAUAAUGGUGCCAACGACAGUAAGAAUUUGUUGGUGGUAUCAGAAAGUGAUAAACAAUCAAAUGAAAUACCCGAGGAUGCCUAUCAAGACAAGUCGGCAGACAGUCACCAAUAUACUGAUGAGUGGAGUGAUUAUUUUCGAAAUGCACCCGAUGGUUGGGAGGAGUAUUGGGACAACUGUGGAGAGCAGUUGGUAUGGCAUGAUUGGCAGGAAAAAUAUCCUUCUGUUUAUGGUGUAGACAGUUUGUGUACUCAUAAAAAUAAAGUGGAAGUUAAAAAUGGUGAAUGCUUUGAAAACAACUUCGAAAAUGUUGACCAACAUGAUAAUGAUUUGCAUUUCAAACAUGUCCAGUUUGCGUCUAAUUGCAAAGAAGACGAGGAGACACAAAGUGGCGGGAAAUGCGAGCAAGCAGGUUUGCAAGAGAAUGUAGAAAUUGAUUGGAAUGAUCCUGUCUGGUGUGAACGUUAUCAGACACAUUACUGGCAAUCACUAUGUCAUUAUAUGGAGUUGUUUAGAAUGGAACGAGAAGAAACAUCCUCAGAACGGGCACACAAUAACGACUUCAACGAGAAAGAGCACUCAGUUGGAACGUCUGGCGUGACUAAUACAGUAACCUGUGAAAACAUCGAUCCUGUAGAUGAACGAAACAAAGAGGAACAAAACGAGGGAGAGCUGAUAGACAAAAUUGUGGACCAGCUUGUUUCCGACAUUUUACAACAGGUAGAAAGCGAAGAGAAAGCAGUGAAAACGAAGAAAAAGAAGAAGAAGAAGUCCAAAAAGAAAACAAUUUUAGGCGUGGCAGGUUUUCUUGAUAUUAUGAAUGAUGCUUUUCCGAACACGAUGGCUGAAAAUGUGAGUUACUGUGAGUCUGUUCCUGAUGAUAUAAACUGCUCGUGUGACGUCACAGAUUCGGAUGCAACUCCUAAAAAAAACGCACUUGAUACCAACAGUAAGAAUAGUUUGGAUAAAAAAAAUUAUUUUACGUUAGAAGACGAGAAAAUGCUACGGACAGGAUACAGCUUUUUAGAACUACACACGAACAGGCGCAAGAGACUGUCUCAACCGAUAUUUUCAGGCGGCAUGGCGUGCACGAUUUCCCAUCCAACUGGAAAACGACGACGCAUUGAAAAUACAGGGUUUAGUGAUUAUAGCGAUGAAAGCGAGUUCGGUGUGACAAAUUUCACACCAUUUAAUAAAACUGUGGAAUCGAAUGCUUUAGUGCAAGAAAACUCUGAUCCUGCACAAAUCAAAGUGGUGGAGGAAAUAGCCAUUAGGGAAACACCUUCAUAUAUCGAAAAAAGUAAAAAUGACGAAUCGUGUGAAAGGGAUAUCCCUUUAUUGGAUAAAGUAAAAAACUUUUUUGUUAACAUCAAGAACGCUUUUUCGGGUUGUAAACACGAAACAGUAGUCCGUUAUUCAGCCUUAGAUGAAACCGUAAAAACUGUUGCUGUAGAGAAGAAAACGCAAAACAAAAGAAAAAAUAAGCACCGUGCGGGUACGACAUCAGACGAAAAGCCCAAACCUGAUAUUUCUGUACCAGCCAUCCUUACAAAUGAUACGGAAUUUGAGCUUCGAAAAUAUUGGGCACAACGCUAUAGAUUAUUUUCGCGUUACGACGAAGGUAUACUGCUCGAUAAAGAAGGCUGGUUUUCUGUUACGCCUGAAAAAAUAGCGGAACAUAUAGCUGAACGAUGCCAAUGUGACGUCAUAGUGGACGCAUUUUGUGGCGUUGGCGGUAACGCCAUACAAUUUGCUUUUACGUGCGAACACGUGAUAGCUAUUGAUAUCGAUCCCGUAAGAUUGGCGUAUGCGAAAAACAAUGCACGCAUUUAUGGUGUUGAUGAUCGCAUUUCUUUUAUUCUUGGAGACUUUUUUAAACUCGCACCCGCUUUAAAGGCCGACGUUGUAUUUUUAAGCCCUCCCUGGGGCGGACCAGGUUAUAUUUCUGCUGACGUAUUUGACGUAGAAACAAUGAUUCAGCCAGUUACAGGGCGCCAAAUGUUUGAAGUGGCGGCUCGUAUUACGCCUAAUGUGGCGUUCUUUUUGCCGCGAAAUGUUGACACGGAACAAGUGGCGUCGCUUGCUAAACCGGGUAGUAAAGUCGAGGUUGAGAAAAAUAUUUUGAAUUCAAAGGUAAAAACUAUAAUGGCAUAUUAUGGAGAGCUUGUCAGUAAUAUAUAGCGAGUGUUUGUUAUCCAUCUACUGUACCGAUGAAAGUAUCUAAAAAAUUUUAUCGUUUUAUAGUUUGA
This is a messenger RNA of Hydractinia symbiolongicarpus, 3121 nucleotides long. RefSeq names its product trimethylguanosine synthase-like. The record is from RefSeq and is a predicted model, not a curated record. Gene Ontology annotation, cellular component: nucleus. Gene Ontology annotation, biological process: 7-methylguanosine RNA capping; 7-methylguanosine cap hypermethylation. Bases 270 to 3053 code for a protein of 927 amino acids. Gene Ontology annotation, molecular function: RNA cap trimethylguanosine synthase activity. Lineage: Eukaryota; Metazoa; Cnidaria; Hydrozoa; Anthoathecata; Hydractiniidae. The transcript is spliced from 5 exons.